AUGAGCCUGGCCAGCUGGUACCGCGCUGUGCAGGAAGGUGUGGGCUGUCCACGGAGAACCUCUGGGCUGCCCCUGUCAUUUGCUUUCAUGAAUUUGAUUCUCCUUCCAGGCCAAAGUGUGCUGCUGACCCCCUGUCCUCCACCCCCGUCUUUGCCUGUUCUGGCCCCUGGCCACUUGCAAGGUGGACGGGAGGUGCUUUGUGGCAGGGAGCUAGCAGUCCUUGGGGAGAUGGGGGCUGGGAACGUGUGCCCAACCACUCCACCCCUCCUUCCUAGGAUGUGUAACCUACCUUGUCUUUUUAUUUUUUUUAAUUUUUUUUUUCCCAAUAGAGUAGCUCUUUGUACAUAA
Rangifer tarandus platyrhynchus (Svalbard reindeer) is the source of this 348-nucleotide messenger RNA. The record is from the annotation of a GenBank genome assembly. Lineage: Eukaryota; Metazoa; Chordata; Mammalia; Artiodactyla; Cervidae.